This is a messenger RNA of Chilo suppressalis (striped riceborer), 2691 nucleotides long. The record is from the annotation of a GenBank genome assembly. NCBI's taxonomy places the organism in Eukaryota, Metazoa, Arthropoda, Insecta, Lepidoptera, Crambidae.
AACGCAGUAUAUGUUGUAGUAACAUAAAUUAUGAAUUCAUUAAUUAUUUAUCAGUAUUUUAUAUCUUAUUUAGAUUAUAGUAAAUAAAUGAUUGUUUCACGAAAAUUUAAUUAUACCACCGCUGGCUUACUCGCACGUUCCCAGACGCUUCCAAAAUUAACCACAGCGUUCCAAAUCAUCCGUACGCUGUACACUUUCCACGCGCUUAAAGUAAACUCUUUUCAAUAGUGUAUUUUUUUAAACAAAAACACAUUGCGCUCUUAUUUUUCUGUGUUACUUGUGACAAAUUAUAAUACACAACAAUGGAUAUACCAACUGAUGUGUGGGGUCAACUUGCUUUGGAAGCUAGUCAAGUCUAUCUGACCGAAGGAGGUCAAAUGAGAAGUCCAUUCGCUAACACGACUAUAGAAAAAUUACCGGAUAAAGUACUACUAAAUAUAUUUUCAUAUUUGACUCAUCGAGAAAUAUGUCGAAUGGCAACGGUGUGCAAACGAUGGAGAAUGGUUGCAUACGACACCCGCCUGUGGACUCACGUCAGUUUACGACCGGAAAUAUCUGGACUGCACGUCGGUUCUCUGGAGUCUCUGCUGGCGUUGAUAUCGAUACGGUUCGGGCCCUCGCUGAGGUACAUAGAGCUGCCCAUUGAGCUGAUCACGCACAACGUGCUGCACGAGUUAGCGGCCAAGUGCCCCAACCUGACGCACAUGCUGCUGGACUUCAGUACUGCUAUGCAGCUGCACGACUUCUCGGAGAUGCAGGCGUUCCCCACGAAGCUGCGGUACCUGUGCAUCUGCCUAUCCGAGGUCAUCUUCAUGGAGGGCUUCAUGCGCAAGAUAUACAACUUCAUCAACGGCCUAGAGAUCCUGCAUCUCAUUGGCACGUACGAGAAGAUAGAGGAAGAAGAGGAGGAGAUAUACGAGGUGAUCAACGUCCACAAGCUGAAGUCGGCCACGCCCAACCUGCGCGUCAUAAACUUGUAUGGCAUCAACUUCGUCGACGACUCGCACAUCGACGCGUUUAGCUCUAAUUGUAUCCAGUUGGAAUGCCUCGCUGUGAACUACUGCAACAAAGUGACAGGCUCCACCAUGAAGACGUUGUUCCAGCGAUCGCGGCGGCUCACCUGUCUGCUUAUGAAUGGAUGCAGUCUCCACUCAGAUCACGUGAUGCAAGUGGAAUGGGAGAAGUCUUCCAUACAGGAGUUGGACGUGACGGCGACUGAUCUGUCCACGGAGUGCCUGAUAGACAUGCUGACCAGGAUCCCCAACCUGAGGUUCCUGAGCGCCGGCCAGAUCAACGGCUUCAACGACUCAGUUCUGAAGGCUUGGUUGGAAUCUGGAACUACUAGGACCCUGAUGGCUCUAGACGUUGAUGCUUCGGACAAUCUAUCAGACGAGGCUCUUCAUCGGUUCGUGUCCCGACUCGGCGUCUCUCUGGCGGGACUCGCGCUCUCAGGAAUGCCGCACAUCACCGACCAACUGUGGCAGACUCUCAUGCCUCUACUGCACAACACCAAAAUUCUUAUCAUGGGAACGCAAGAGAGACUCGGAGUAAACAUUCACGUUGAUCAGUUGAUGGACGGCAUAGCGAACAGCUGCCCCAACCUGGAGCGAUUGGAGUUACGCUGGGACCCGGAGAACCUGCGCUUCAGCGACAAGAGCCAGAAGGCCAUAGACAUCUUGCGCGUCAAGUGUCUCAAACUAAAGUGCUUGGUGCUCAGCGACGGCCGUUACUACGAGAUAGUGAAGGCGAACUUCGAGCGCGCGGACCGCACCACGGUCGUUCGCACCUCCACCAACUGCCGCGUCUCCAACUACUACCUGCUCUCUAACUACAAGGAGCUCAUAUUCAACUAACGAAUGUAUUGUGUUUACAAAAUGUGGGUUUAAACUGUAUACUUUCAUAGAAAUUGAGCAUCAAUUGUCGCCCAAUUAGGGUCACCAACUUUUUUCUAUCAAAUAGACAUAGUAUUUUCGAAGCUGUUGCAAAAUAAAUGAAAAAAAUAUAGUAUGUGGUUAAAAUAUUUACUUAUUUUUUAUAAUUAGUAUAUUCUUGCUGCACUAUACCGUAAUAAUUCAGUUUUUAUUAUUUAGGAAAGCUUUCACUGGCAAAAUUCUGCUUUAAGCAAAAGUACUUCUGCCCACUAUUUUUUUUUCCAAAUUUAGUAUUUCAUCCUCUAUUAUAUUAGGAUACUAUAUUAUAUAGUAGGGUUGGAAACCCUACGCCUAAGUAGCAUAAUGACAAACUUUUGUCUGUCAAACACUGCAACGGAGUAAAACCACAGAGCACAUAAUGGUACAAGUGUAAAACUACAACCAUUCUAGUCUAUGCGGAAAAAGAAUGGGAUUUAGAUUGGAGGGCGCUGUAGUGCUUUCUACCGUAUUUGUUAGGUUUUACCCCUUUUAGACAUGAUUAAAUACAAAAAACCGCAAGAAAUCACAACAACAAACAAAUCCGUAUCAAUACAAAACUUUGACGUUUUACAGAUUGCUGGGUUUGAUUGCCAAAUAAAAAUCUUAAUGUUAGUUCCGUUUCUCGCCACGCCCAUUCUCUUUCCGCACAGACUCUAAAGACAUUUCGCUCCCAAAUAUAAUUUAUACUUACCAAGUACUUUUUAAUAUUAACGGAGCAAUUUUAGAUAAAUCCGCCCCUUGCAACGUCUUGACGAUUGCUUGUACAAUUAUUUCUUCUGUG